Messenger RNA from Magnolia sinica, 2968 nucleotides. RefSeq names its product probable WRKY transcription factor 2. Gene Ontology annotation, biological process: regulation of DNA-templated transcription. The transcript has 7 exons. Bases 460 to 2685 code for a protein of 741 amino acids. Gene Ontology annotation, molecular function: sequence-specific DNA binding; DNA-binding transcription factor activity. NCBI's taxonomy places the organism in Eukaryota, Viridiplantae, Streptophyta, Magnoliopsida, Magnoliales, Magnoliaceae. The record is from RefSeq and is a predicted model, not a curated record.
AUAAGAGCAGCUCCCCAUCUCAAGACCCUUCAACGAAUCCACCCAAUUUCCGGUCUCGGUCAAACUGACCCACCACCACCACCUUCGCGCUCUCUCUCUCUCUCUCUCUCUCUCUCUCUGCAGAUUUCUGGACUCGUCUGAGAAAAUUGUAGUCAGGAGUAAGGAAAUAGACAGAAAGUUGGGAUUUUUUAUUUUUUCAAUUUCGUCUUUCUGCAGCUUGGGAAAGAAAAUUUGGAAUCUGGUCAUGUUACCAUAAGAAGACCUUUUCUGGGUGAAGUUGAAGGUCUGGGCUUGAAUUUGCAUUUCUCCUUUUGGGGUCUUGUACAUGCUGCAGGAAUACAGCUUUCCAACUGAUUUUUUUUUUUUUUUUGGCAGUCACCGAAAAUCAGUUUUGGUGGUUUCCCUUUGUAAUUUUCAGGAACUGGGUUUGGCUGAAAUUGGAGAAGAAUUUGAGUUACCAUGGCAGGGAUCGAUGACAAGGUUUCUGUGAUUGGAGACUGGGCCCUGCCCCUGAAUCCCAGCCCAAGGACCUUUUUCUCCUCCUACUUAAGUGAUGAUUUCAGUUCUAGACCAUUCUCCGAGUUUCUAUCUGAUAAUGGUGGUAGCAAGGCGCCUUCAUCAUGCACUAAAAAUCCGAAACUGUCAGUGAAUUCUGAGGAUGAGGAAGUUGAAUUCGGCAGUGGGGCUUCUGGUGAUCAGUUGUCAGAAUCAAGUGUAAUUUCUGGUCAGAGAUCGAGUUCGCGAGGGGGUCUAGCUGAGAGGAUGGCAGCAAGGGCUGGAUUCAAUGCUCCAAGGUUGAAUACAGCAAGGAUUAGAUCCUCAAACAUGUUAUCUUCUUCAUCUUCAGAAGUUCGGUCUCCUUACUUGACAAUUCCUCCUGGUCUCAGUCCUACGACGCUGCUGGAUUCACCAGUUUUCCUUUCAAAUUCUCUGGCUCAACCAUCGCCAACAACAGGCAAAAUCCCUUUCGCACAAUGCAAUGACAGGAGCUCAAUGCCAAUGUCAGCUGCCCCUGGUAAAAACAAAGAUCAUCCGCUUGAAGAUGCUGAUACUGCAUCUUUUGUGUUCAAGCCUCACGUGGAGUCAAGUUCUUCAUACUUCCUGAAUGCCACAAACAAGGUAACUUCUGCCACCAAUCAUCACCAAUCAUUUCUGGGUAUUGGGGCCUCCAUUCAAUCAGAGCACCCUAUCCGUGCUCAAAAAAUAGAAGUGGCGGAAGUUCACUCCCAAAGUCGACCGGAAUUUCACACUCAGUCCGACUUUCCGAAAUCAGCCAUUGGAAAAGAUUCUGCUGGUAAUAUCAUGUCCAGCUCGACUCUGUCCAGUGCUGUUGCUGGUAAUUCUGAUCGUUCUCCUCCGCCUGAUGAUCAGGAGGAAGGAGAGGGAGAUCAGAGAGAAAACCCUUCCAUUGUUGUCAGCGGGCCUUCCGAGGAUGGAUAUAAUUGGAGGAAGUAUGGGCAGAAACAGGUGAAAGGUAGUGAAUAUCCUCGUAGUUAUUACAAGUGUACGCAUCCGAAUUGUCAAGUGAAGAAGAAGGUGGAACGCUCCCAAGAGGGCCACAUCACAGAAAUCAUUUACAAGGGUGCUCACAACCAUCCAAAACCUCCUCCGAGUCGCCGGUCAGCCAUUGGGUCUUCUCACCUGCCUGGUGACAUGGAUGUGACUGAGCAGCAUGGUCCGUGGGCCGGGUUUGAUGGAGAAGCGGUUUAUGGGAGUACGCAGGGUGGAACUGCUAUUAUUGGGUCUGACUGGAGGCAUGAUGUCAUGGAGACUGGGUCAUCAGCAUCUGCUGCAACCGAAUUCCGUGACCCAUCUACCUCCAUGCCUGCACAAAAUGGUCCACAUGCGGAUGCCAUAGAUGUGUCAUCCACCCUGUCUAACGAUGAUGAUGAGGAUGAUCGGGGGACACAUGGAAGCGUUUCAUUGGGUUAUGAUGAGGAAGGAGAUGAAUCAGAGUCGAAGAGAAGGAAGGCGGAUACUUCUGUGAUGGAAAUGAGUGGGGUGACGAGAGCAAUCCGUGAGCCAAGAGUCGUGGUUCAAACAACUAGUGAGGUUGACAUUCUCGAUGAUGGCUAUCGCUGGCGUAAGUAUGGUCAAAAAGUGGUGAAAGGAAAUCCAAAUCCCAGGAGCUACUACAAGUGCACGAAUUCGGGUUGCACUGUUAGGAAGCAUGUGGAACGGGCAUCACAUGACCUAAAGUCAGUGAUCACCACUUAUGAGGGAAAACACAACCACGACGUCCCAGCUGCAAGGAACAACAGCCAUGUCAAUUCCGGGACAUCCAACACAGGACAUGCGACAGUUGCCCAACCGCCCCACAUCCACAGGCCAGAGCCGUCCCAAGCCCAUGACAGCAUGGCAAGGUUCAACGGGCCAACAUCACUGAGUACAUUUGGCAUGCCGGGGAGGCCACCUCUGGGACCCACCUCCAGCUUCUCGUUCGGGAUGAACCAGACAAGCCUGGCCAACUUGGCGAUGGUUGGGUUGGGUCCAGGCCGACCAAAGAUGCCCGCCAUGUCCAUGCAUACGUAUUUGGGGCAGCAGCAGAAUGCAAACGAAGUUGGCUUUAUGAUGCCUAAAGGAGAGCCCAAGGAGGAACCCAUGUCGGAUUCAAGUCUGCCCAUCUUGAAUGGGUCGGGUUAUCAUCAGAUGAUGAGCAGGUUGCCAUUAGGACGUCAGAUGUAAAAUGACAGAGUUGAAGUGACAUACACCAAGAAAAUCUUAUCUUGAAUUCGCUGCAUUUAGCUCAUCUACGUCAGUGUAUAAAGGUAAGGGCUCCAUGCUCACAAGAUCUGUGUUUAAUCAAAGAAAGGUCCAACAUCCAUGGCCAGGAGCUUUCAGUCUGUGCUAUUUCUGGGAUCACAUCAGCACAAUAGCCUGGAUUGCUGCACAAUGGACCCCACAUGCACAUGCACUAACUAGAUAUUAGACAGGUUGGAUUGACUCAAAAGACUAGACCCGACUUGAC